Messenger RNA from Salarias fasciatus (jewelled blenny), 3163 nucleotides. RefSeq lists its product as uncharacterized. The record is from RefSeq and is a predicted model, not a curated record. The coding region runs from base 494 to 2488 and encodes 664 amino acids. Lineage: Eukaryota; Metazoa; Chordata; Actinopteri; Blenniiformes; Blenniidae. The transcript has 11 exons.
CUGUGAAAUGUGACGAUCGGGUUUGGGAUUGUUUUGCCCCUGACGGGAGCUGGUCGGCUCAGAGAAGAUUCUGCCUGGUGUCACGUUAAAGUGUAGAUUUUCUAGUUUUAUUUGAUACCAAAUAUGUGGCGGUGGAUUAGACGGAUCUCGCAUUGUGUUGCGUUUUGUGUAGAGAGGUGCGGGUGAGGGGGGCGUGUCGAGUUGUUUGUUGCAUCUGGAUUUUAAAGUUGUUAUAAAACACACACUCGGUCGUCGAAGUGCAGCUGGAGCGUUCAGUUAGUGAGAUUAAGGCUUCUGGUUUGAAACACGAUUGAAAGAAGUCAUCUUCACAGCAUUUUAGUGACUGUUUACACAUGUUGACUGGAGCAUACAGCUGUCGGACCGGUACCGGGUCUGAAGCAGUCAUUUGGGCCAAAACAAGAGUGACAAUACUUCACCACAGGGCAACACGAGCCCCGUGAAGCCCGAAUUGCAUUGAGACAAAGGGCUGCUGAUGGCUUGUGAUGGGGGCGGUUCCCAGGUGCAUCUCAAUGGCAGAGGUGUGGUUAAAUGCGGCUGCUUUCUCUGGCUUGGUCAUUCUCUCCUGAGGAAACAGAGGACACUGCUGGACAUCCCUGCCUUCUUUUCCCAUUUCUUUCAACUCACUCAAGACUUUUUAUUUCUCACCAUGGCUCAAGACAAAAAGGAUCGUCGCUGGCUGUACUGCCUCCAGUGCCUCAAGCCAAGCCAGACCCUCUCAACACAUCUUGCCAGGGUCUGCAUGAAGGGCAGCACCCCAGCAGAGCGGCAGCAGGAGCUGGAGAGGGCCAAAGACUCCACCAGGUCCUGGACUCAUGAGGGGAGGCUGUGGGACUACACCCGGAUCAGCCAGCUGGUGCCUCACGCUCCUUCCAGACAGGCUCUGGUGAAAGAGCUGCAGAGGAGAGGGUUCUUUAUCCUCAACGCCCCCAUGGACGUGGACCUGGAGGAGUUUGAGGCCCGAAGCUCUGAGCAGCCCUCUGCCACUGCAGGCCCAGUUCCUCCUGCAGCAGAGCAGGCAGGUGAAGGCAGCCCCGCCCACACCUCUGAGGAAGAGGGCAGCGGCUCCGAUGACCCCACCUGGCAACAGGCCACCCCCAACUUCUCCACCUCCGUGAGAGUCCGGAUGCAGGAGGAGAACUUGUACGCCAAGUUCCCCCCUGAGACAACAGAGCUGAAGAAGUUCAAGAACCAUUUGGUGUCUGUGCUUGAGACUCCCAACUACCAACAGGAGGUAGACAACGUGUCCCGGGUCCUGCGUUACCUGCAGCCGACGGGAGACCAGGUGUCGCUGGACUUCCUGGACAGCACAGCGCCGGUGGGCGACUUCUUUGCUGCCCUGAAGAGAGUGGGACAGACUGCAGCCACCAGGUUCAACUAUAUAAAGAGCCUGGUGAAGUUCAUCCGGUACCUACAGCUGGAGCACGGUGGCACGGACCCUGCCUUCUUCCACAAGUGCACGAAUUUCAUGGACUUUCUGAGUGUUCUUCGAAAGUCAAUUUCAGAGACACACAGCAAGGACCGUAAAAGGCAUGAGUACUUUGUCGGGGCCAAGACGGGUGUGCACGAGUGCCAGAAAGUCCUCCGAGUGGCCAAGAAGGACGCGCUCGGCGUUUAUGAACGCCUGCUGCGCAGCGAGCCGGUUUCCGAGGAGGAGAAGACGCGGUACAAAUAUUACUGUGAGGCUGUUCUCCUCCUGGGUCACUUCCAGAGGCCUGGAGCCGUGGAGGGACUGACAGUCACAGAAUGGCUGGCCAAGCAGGACUGCGGCGGCCGGGUCGUCGUGGCUGUCAAGUCCCACAAGACAGCCAACAGGCCGCUGGCUCUGUUUGCCCUGACCCAGGAGGAAGCUGCUCUCAUCCAGCAGUACUUCCUGUGUGUCAGGCCUGACUACAUCAAGGCAGAAGCCGAUGACGAGGAUGAGGACGAGGACGAGGCUCAUCACCGCCUGUUUCUGUCCACCAACGGGAAACCAGUAAGGAGCGCCACCACCGACCUCCAGCGCCUGCAUCAACAUUACGAGUUGCCCAGCGUCAGCAGCCAGGAGGUCCGCCGUGCCGUCGAGACUGCUGCCAACAGCACGUUCUCAGAUGAGCAGAAGACCGGGCUGGCCUACUAUCUGGCCCGCAUGGACAAGGCGCCUAAUGAGCAUCACCACACGUGGGAGCCGGGGAGGAUCGUGGAGACGGCCAACUUGGUGCGCCUCCUCACAAACGGGUCUGAUGACUCUGACCACCAGCCACAAGCUGGCUCCAGAAGAGGACGAGAGGCCUCCCACGAGGAUUACAACAAGUUUCAGGAGUUGUUCCCGGUCACCCUGGACGGACAGCCUCCAAACAAAGUCCAGAGGACGUCUGCCGGCUUCAGUGCUGACUGGGUCCUGUACGACAAGAGCCGAGCAGUACAAGAUGAGAGAGCAGCAUCUCCUCACAAAGUGGUCCAGACGGCCCCCGACAGUGCAGAGCAUUGAGGAAACGAUUCAGCGGGAGCAGUGGCAUUCCAACUGUCCAUCUGCUGAAGCUGUUGCCUCAAAGUGGACUCCGCUGAAGAAGGAUGAGGUUGAGACCAACGCGGCCCUCAUCAAGCUGGUCCAGAAGCAGAAAUGGAAGCAUCUGGCUGUGGUGGAACCAUCGCCGAAGGCUGGCGAGGGAAAAGGAGUGGUAACCACCAAAUCUUUUCCCAAGGGCGCCAUCCUGUGCGACUACCACGGAGAGCUGAUCUCUGGUGCAGAGGGCAGGAAGAGGAUGGUCAGCAGGAGCAAUCCGAUGGGCUACUCCUUCUUCUUUAAGGCUGGUGACGAGGAUCUUUGUGUGGACGCUCACGAUGCCCCUGCACCUGUCACCCGGACACAGAGACCUUCGGCAGGCUCAUCAACCAUUCAAUGAAGAAGCCGAACGCCAGGCCCGUCGCCUGCCUGCUGAAGCUGCCAGAGGGUCCGAAACCCGUCCUUCUCUUCAGGGCCAUGAGGGACAUUAAUGUAAACGAGGAACUGCUGUUUGAUUAUGGCGUGAGGAGGAAGUCUUUUGCUGGUGAGGGAGCUAAUCUCACCUGGUUGGAGGACUGACGACCCUGAGUCCAACAUCACUGCAAAGUAUGAUGGGAAGUAUGUCUGUAUGGGUCCCGUCCAGGGAGACGUGCAGAUGUG